This is a messenger RNA of Penicillium subrubescens, 3351 nucleotides long. RefSeq names its product putative mRNA splicing factor RNA helicase (Cdc28). Gene Ontology annotation, cellular component: catalytic step 2 spliceosome; intracellular anatomical structure. Gene Ontology annotation, molecular function: RNA binding; ATP binding. The record is from RefSeq and is a predicted model, not a curated record. Lineage: Eukaryota; Fungi; Ascomycota; Eurotiomycetes; Eurotiales; Aspergillaceae. Bases 1 to 3351 code for a protein of 1116 amino acids. The transcript has a single exon.
AUGGACAACAAGACCUUCGUGUCCGACUCUCUCAUCCGCCUAACCGGCGCGUCAGAUCCAAUCGCCGUUGACUUUGUUCUUGCCGAAGCCUCAUCUGCCAAAUCCGUGUCCUCCCUUCAAGACAAACUGGUCUCUUUCCUCGAUGGCAGCCCCGACGAGAUCGGCGCAUUCUGCGGGCAACUUUUCUCCCGCGUAGGGAAGGGCAGUCAGCCCAGCGCAUCUGCUUCGAAAUCUACAGCCAGCAAGGAAUCGUCAAAGAAGAAAUACCGCCUUGUGGAUAUGGGCGAAGACAUCCCCGAUCCUGCAUCAUCAUUAGGGCCCGUCAACAUCGAGGCAGAACGCGAUAGACGGCGGCGUCGUGACAAGGAGAGGGAAAGCGAUCGGGACCGGGACCGGAGUCGUCGGGACAAGGAUGAUAGCCGCAAACGAGAUCGCAGCAGGGACGCAGAGAGUCGGGACCGACCGCGCACGAAAAAGUUGCGACAGAGAGAUGCGGACGAUUUCGACGACCGAUGGGGCGAUGAGGAAGUCGCUGAGGAUGAACGAUACGCAGAAGAAGACGAAUUUGCCGAAUCGCCACCAAAGCGCACACGACUCGAAGAUGGAUCAGCCUCCCCACGCGCCGCAUCGUCUGUUGAAGAUAUCGAUCCCCAGACCAAACAGGAGAUUGAGCGGCAAAAGGAUCUACGCGAGCGAGAUGAAUUUGCGAAGCGCUUGGCCAAUAAGGAUAGUUCCAAGUCUAAGAAGAUUGUGGAAGACCGGACACGGGAUAGUGAAGCUGCGCGGAGACGUGCUCUGGCCGAUGAUGCCGACGCGCGGGCUUCUGUCAUGCCCGAUCUGCGUGAGCGCUCGCGACAAGAAUAUUUGAAGAAGCGUGAGGCAGAGCGGCUUGCUCUGCUACGUCGUCAAGUUGCAGAGGAGGCUGCCGAGCUGCGCGAGAACCCGAAUCUUACGCGCCGCGAGAAGGAAGAAUUUGCACGAAAUCGCGAAGUUCUUCGGAUUGCAGAGGAGCGACUACGGAUCGAUGACCAUCGUGAUGGUUAUAUGAUGCCCGAGGAUUAUAUUACGGAGAAGGGCAAGAUUGAUCGCAAGAAGAAAGAAGAUGCGCUGUAUAAGCGGUACGUGGAUCGUGACGAGAUUGGUCAGGAGAAGUUCGUCACCGAGCAUGAGGAGUGGGAGCUGGAGCAGGCUGCCAAAGCUAAAGCCCAGAUCAAGAAAGCCGAGUUUGUCGACGAGGGCGACUACGAGUAUGUCUUUGAUGAUACGCAGCAGAUCAACUUCGUGAUGGAGUCCAAGAUCGAAGGCACGCAGAAGCCGAUGACGCAGGAGCAAUUGCGGUUCAAGCAGCAGGUAGAUGCCGCAGAGAAAAAGGCUGCCACUAUGGAGGAGACUCGGAAGAGUCUGCCCAUCUAUCAAUUCCGCGACCAGAUCAUUCAGGCUGUUCAUGACCAUCAGGUUUUGAUCAUUGUUGGUGAGACGGGUUCUGGUAAAACCACCCAGAUUCCACAGUAUCUCCACGAGGCUGGAUUCACCAAGGACGGACUGAAGAUUGGCUGUACUCAGCCGCGUCGAGUCGCCGCUAUGAGUGUCGCUGCGCGUGUGGCCGACGAGAUGGGCACCAAGAUCGGAAAUGAAGUUGGUUACGCUAUUCGUUUUGAAGAUAACACCAGCGACAAGACUAUCUUGAAAUAUAUGACUGAUGGCAUGCUUCUGCGAGAGUUGCUCACGGAGCCGGACCUAGGCCAGUAUGCCGCGCUGAUGAUUGACGAGGCCCACGAACGGACAGUGCCAACAGAUAUUGCCUGCGGUCUUUUGAAGGAUAUCGCCAAGGCGCGACCCGACCUAAAGCUCCUUAUUUCCUCAGCCACUAUGGAUGCGCAAAAGUUCCAAAAGUACUUCGAUGAUGCGCCCAUUUUCAACAUUCCCGGUCGUCGGUACCCAGUCGACGUGCACUAUACCUCUCAGCCCGAAGCCAAUUACCUCGCCGCCGCUAUCACCACUGUCUUCCAGAUUCACGUGACUCAGGGCCCUGGUGAUAUCCUGGUCUUCUUGACAGGUCAAGAAGAAAUUGAGGCCGCGGAGCAAAGUCUACAAGAAACGGCCCGAAAACUCGGCAGUAAAAUACCGGAGAUGAUUAUCUGUCCCAUCUACGCCAAUUUGCCAUCCGAAUUACAGACCAAGAUCUUCGAGCCCACGCCACCGAAGGCCCGUAAGGUCGUUCUCGCCACUAAUAUUGCCGAGACAAGUCUGACUAUUGACGGUAUCGUCUAUGUGAUUGAUCCUGGUUUUGUGAAGGAGAAUGUCUUCAAUCCUCGGACUGGCAUGGAGAGCCUCGUCGUGACGCCUUGCUCUCGCGCCUCUGCUAAUCAGCGAGCUGGUCGUGCCGGACGUGUUGGUCCUGGUAAAUGUUUCCGACUUUAUACCAAGUGGGCGUACUACAACGAAUUGGAAGAGAACACCACGCCAGAGAUCCAGCGCACGAACCUCAACAGUGUGAUUCUGAUGCUGAAGUCGUUGGGUAUUGACCAGCUGCUCGACUUUGAUUUCAUGGACCCACCACCAGCCGAGACCAUCAUUCGCGCCUUGGAACAACUCUACGCACUCGGUGCAUUGAAUGACCGAGGUGAUCUCACCAAGGUGGGCCGACAAAUGGCUGAGUUCCCUACCGACCCCAUGCUCGCCAAAGCCAUUCUCGCCGCAGGCCAAUACGGCUGCGUCGAAGAAGUCCUCUCAAUCGUAUCCAUGCUCGGCGAAGCCAGCGCCCUCUUCUUCCGCCCCAAAGACAAGAAAAUCCACGCCGACAGCGCCCGCAACCGCUUCACCAUCAAAGACGGCGGCGACCACCUCACCCUCCUCAACAUCUGGAACCAAUGGGUCGACUCCGACUUCAGCGUCGUCUGGUCCAAAGAAAACUUCCUCCAACAACGCAGUCUCACCCGUGCGCGCGACGUCCGCGAUCAACUCGCCAAGCUAUGCGAUCGCGUCGAAGUAACCGUCAGCACCUGCGGCUCCAACAACAUGGUCCCCAUCCAAAAGGCCAUUACGGCCGGCUUCUUUCCCAAUGCGGCGCGUCUACAGCGUGGUGGCGAUAGUUACCGCACGAUUAAGAACGGGCAGUCUGUGUAUCUGCACCCGUCUAGCACGUUGUUUGAGGUUAACCCGCGCUGGGUGAUUUACUUUGAGCUUGUGUUGACGAGUAAGGAGUAUAUGCGGAGCAAUAUGCCGCUGCAGGCGGAGUGGUUGGUGGAGGUUGCGCCGCAUUAUUACAAGAAGAAGGACUUGGAGUCGUUGGGGUUGGAUAGGAAGGUUCCCAAGGGGACUGGGGCGGCUGGGGAGAAGAGUCGGACUUGA